Messenger RNA from Cyphomyrmex costatus, 795 nucleotides. RefSeq names its product venom allergen 3. NCBI's taxonomy places the organism in Eukaryota, Metazoa, Arthropoda, Insecta, Hymenoptera, Formicidae. Gene Ontology annotation, cellular component: extracellular region. The coding region runs from base 64 to 747 and encodes 227 amino acids. The transcript has 5 exons. The record is from RefSeq and is a predicted model, not a curated record.
AGAAAGACAUCGAUAAAGUCGUACCUUUAUCAUAUACAAGAAAAUAAUAUCGACGAAAGAAUAAUGGCAGGAAUCUGCAAUAUUCUGUGUAUACUCGUAAUUACUGUGUUUACCAUCGUAACCGCAGUAGAUUACUGCAACAUGAAAUCAUGUAGCAAGAAAGGAAGUCAUACUAUGUGCAAAUAUUCCUCAAAACCAGCGAAAGAAUGUGGAGAAUCACCUCUUCCUGGCCUUAGUGAUGCUGAAAAAAAGAGUAUAUUAAAUAGACAUAAUGAACUGAGACAGAGAGUUGCAUCAGGUAAUGAAAAGAGAGGAAAACCAGGUCCGCAACCAAAGGCGGUUAGCAUGCCAAACCUGGUUUGGGAUAAAGAACUAGAGCAGAUUUGCCAAACAUGGGUCAAUCAAUGCGUAUUCGGUCAUGACGAAUGCAGAAAUGUAGAUAGAUUUACAGUUGGUCAGAACAUGGCCCAGACAUCUUACUCGGGAAAAAAUACAGCCACAGUGGUCAGUAUGGUUGAUAUGUGGUACAAUGAAGUAAAUGAUUUUAAUAAUACUGAAGUUGAAAAAUAUAGAUUUGAUACAAAGACAGGUCACUAUACCCAAAUAAUCUGGGCUAAUUCAUUGGGUCUUGGUUGUGCACAAAUGCAAUAUAAGAAACCAAAUGGCUGGAAUGUGAAAAACUUAUGUUGCAACUACGGUCCACACGGAAAUAUGCAAGGUUCAAAAAUAUAUGCAAUUAAAAAGUAAAUUCGAUUGAUAGAUUAAAAAUGUAGUUAAAAAAUAGCGAUAUAUGGA